Molecule: messenger RNA, 1338 nt
Organism: Nymphaea colorata (pocket water lily)
Lineage: Eukaryota; Viridiplantae; Streptophyta; Magnoliopsida; Nymphaeales; Nymphaeaceae
Exons: 9
Coding region: 244-984 (246 amino acids)
Source: RefSeq, a predicted model, not a curated record
GGUUCUUCGUUGUGGCUCAAGGGUGUGGAAGUUACCGCGACCAUUUUCUUGCUUCCAUGUUUAGAACCUCUCUGCAUAGUUGCAGAAUCAAUAACAGCAGCCUCUACUGUUGUAGCCUAAGAUUUAGUGGGCAAUUUAUUGUACGGUUCCCGGAAGCACUUCACACAUUUUGGGUGUCUCAGUUCGUAAUUGAGAGACCAAGCGAGUGAAAGGGACUGAAGAUAUUUUCUGUACUAUACAGAAAUGCACCAGAUAUGCGGUCUGCAGUGCACAACUCAAGCGAGCGUACCAUUUGGAUGUCGCUUCUCUCGUAGCAAAUGGAAGAGGACCAAAGUCAUACAAGGUCCAAAAGCAGAGUCAUCAGAGACAAAGAAAGCUAAAUUGCUAGCCAGGAAAAAGGAACGAAUCAGUUUGUCAAGUUACAGUGACCAAUUUGGUGUAUCUUAUCCAAUUGCGGACUUUCUUAACCAUCGAAUGGGGAUUGAAUCGAUGCUGAAUACUAGAGCAUUGCAAAGAUUUGAGCAACUGACUCCCAGCACAUACAGGUGUUAUUUACAGAAAAUUCAGCUUCUGAAUUUUGAAGUGGCCCCUAUAUUGGAUUUGUCUGUCACGCCAACAAGUGAUGCUUGCAUUGUUGAAAUGUUGUCUUGUAAAUUUGAGGGUUCAAAAAUCUUGGAAGAACAGAACAAGCAUUUUUCAGCUUUUAUGAGGAACCACAUAAGGUGGAAUGAGAACUGUCCUGAACCAUUUCUUGAUGUUGAUGUGGAAGUGACUAUUCUUCUCCAGGUGUACACUAUGCCUUUUGUUAUGCUUCCGAUUUCAGCAGUUGAAACUCCUGGGAAUUUGAUCAUGCAAGCUUUGGUUGACAGACUGGUUCCACUACUCUUCCAACAACUCAUUCAAGAUUAUCAGACUUGGGCAGAAGCACAAUCUCGACUUCCUCAAAAGGCUUCUUCCCUCUCUCAAUACAAGAAUGGCGGUUAACGGGCUUUUAGAACCCAGCGCAGAGCAUGCUGUAGAUGUAGAUGGAGGAGAAGGUGAGGGUAUUGGUGAUCAUGUAUCUAGAAGAUUAACAAUUUGCAUACACCUAGCAGUAAAAGCUUCUGAUGGUCCACACACUGUGCGAACGGAUAAUGCAGCAGAAACUUUAUAUAAGACGCGAGCUCCCAAGGCCAACUAUUUCCUGAUUCGUUACGUCGUAAUGACAACUUACCAAAAGUAUGUUAAUCUGCAGAGCCUGUAACCAAUUCAUGAUUUUCUGUUCAUAGUUCCUGUAAAGUUUCAUGGUCCUUCUCAAUUGCUCCGCUUUAAAUAAACUAUAGAAUGCCUUUCCUGUGA